This is a messenger RNA of Microsporum canis CBS 113480, 888 nucleotides long. RefSeq names its product tricarboxylate transport protein. The coding region runs from base 1 to 888 and encodes 295 amino acids. Gene Ontology annotation, biological process: mitochondrial citrate transmembrane transport. Lineage: Eukaryota; Fungi; Ascomycota; Eurotiomycetes; Onygenales; Arthrodermataceae. The record is from RefSeq and is a predicted model, not a curated record. The transcript is spliced from 8 exons.
AUGGCUACUAAAGAGAACGACCAGAAGCCAAAGCCGAGCAGCCUGAGGUCCAUCAUCGCCGGUUCGAGCGCUGGGGCUGUUGAGAUCUUCGCGAAAACCAGAACCCAGCUCAACCGCAGACUACCAGAUGCUAAGAAACUACCGUGGCCUCCAUUUGGCCCGGCAUGGUAUGCGGGAUGCACGACGUUGAUUAUUGGUAACUCAAUAAAAGCCGGAGUCCUUUCACGACUCACCCCCAUCCGUCUGACAGGAUUCGUCGCGUUCGAUGCUUUCAAGUCCCUACUACAAGACGAGAACGGAAAGAUUUCGGGCCCAAAAACUGUGAUAGCUGGGUUUGGAGCUGGGUUUACCGAGUCCCUCCUGGCAGUCACUCCGUUUGAGAGCAUCAAGACCCAACUAAAAUCUGCUAAACCACGGAUGCGUGGCUUUUUGCACGGAAGCGCCGUAAUAUUCCGCGAGCGAGGCGUUCGUGGUUUCUUCCAGGGAUUUAUACCUACAACUGCACGACAAGCAGCUAAUUCCGCGACGAGAUUUGGGAGCUACACCACCCUACGGCAGUUUGCCCAGGGCUAUAUAGCGCCUGGCGAGAAGCUCGGGACGUUAAGCACCUUUGCCAUUGGCGGAAUGGCCGGUCUUAUUACAGUAUACGUUACUCAACCCCUGGAUACCGUGAAGACAAGGAUGCAAUCACUGGAAGCAAGGAAUAGCUACAAGCACAGCCUUGAUUGUGUAGCAAAGAUAUUGAAAAAUGAAGGAAUCCUCACCUUUUGGUCUGGAGCAGUACCACGACUUGCUAGACUGGUCCUCAGUGGUGGCAUUGUUUUCACAAUGUACGAGAAAACUAUGGAGGGUCUUGAUAGACUUGAUCCUGACAGAAAGUACAUCUAA